Molecule: messenger RNA, 863 nt
Organism: Anopheles maculipalpis
Lineage: Eukaryota; Metazoa; Arthropoda; Insecta; Diptera; Culicidae
Product: larval cuticle protein A3A-like
Exons: 3
Cellular component (GO): extracellular matrix
Source: RefSeq, a predicted model, not a curated record
AAACUCUACCUGCUUCGUUCACUCUAGCGGCAUCGAAAUGCGUUGAAGGUUGGCGGAAAAUGCAAAAAAUUCUUUCCCGAGGACCACGAGAUCGCUCUUGUUUCUUCAAGCGUUGGUUUCGGCGUCGCUGCGAAGUGAUUGGACCUAAUGCUUGCAUUUCGAUAUAAAAACCAACCGAUACCGUCGUAACCGUAUCACAAUCACUUCAAUCGUCUAGCAAGAACACAGCAGCAGCUAGUACCUUCUAAAAUGGCAUUCAAAUUCGCCGUCUUCGCCGCCAUCGUGGCCGUCGCUAACGCCGUCGCCAUCGGAUACCCAGCCCCGCUGGGUGCUUACCACGCCCCUCUGGGAGCUUACCCAGCUGUGGCCAAGGUUGCCGCUCCUCUAGCUUACCCGGCUGUGGCCAAGGUUGCCGCCCCGAUUGUCGCUAAGGUUGCCGAUGACUACGACCCCAACCCUCAGUACAGCUACAGCUACCACAUUGCCGAUGCUCUGACCGGAGACAACAAGGAACAGCAGGAAUCUCGCUCGGGAGAUGUUGUGACCGGAUCGUACUCUCUGGUUGAGCCCGAUGGCACCCGUCGUGUCGUUGAGUACACCGCCGACCCCGUCAACGGUUUCAACGCCGUCGUCCACCGUGAGCCUCUGGCCGUCAAGGCUGUUGCUCCAGUUGCCAAGAUCGCUGCCCCGCUGGCUUACCCCGCCGUCGCUAAGGUUGCUGCCCCGUACGCUCCAUACGGAUACCCAGGCUACGGCAAGGCCAUCCUUGGUUAAGCUCACCACUUCGUCCCUUAGACAUUAUCGCGAAUCGUUUCUUACGUCCAGUGCCUAAUGCUCGUGCUAUUUCAAGUCAUUAGUUAACG